AUGAGAGGUCGUUUCCCUGAAUCUCAACCGCCAAUUGAGUGGCAUCCAGACCCACAGGUAUACGCGGAACGUAGCAAAAGGCGUCAAGCUACGGAAAACCUAGAGCAGGAACUGCCACGAGGCUGGCCUGCUCGUGUCGAAGGCCCAUGGGUCUGGGAUGGCAACGACAUAGCCAUGGAGAAUGGCGGGCCUGGAGAGUCACACUGGGUGACGAAGCUACAGGCAGAGAACAUAGCUGACCUCGAAGCUGCGACACAAAGGUUCAAACGUACCGGUAAGCCUCAGGUCUCUUGUAUAGAGUACACUGUGCUGAUGCCCAUACAAGUCUUGCGUGGCUGCUCCAAGCGACUACACACUGACACUGGCCUGAUUGUGCUUCGCGGCCUCGAUCCAGAUAAAUACUCCGAGGCUGACAACAUGAUCAUGUACGCCGGACUGACUUCGCAUAUCGGAGACCGCCGCGGUAUCCAGAUCCAGAGCUCGAAGGAAGCUCUUGUUCAUAUCAAAGAUACUGGGACCGAAGUUGCUGAAUUUCCACUUGCAUCGCAUACCAACGAGGCCCAACCCUUCCAUUCGGAUCUAGGAGACAUCUUGUGUCUCUACGUGCUCCAGACAGCGGCUGAAGGGGGCGAGAGCCAUGUCGCCAGUACUGGUCGCAUCUAUAAUGAGAUCGCCGCUACUCGUCCAGAUAUCAUCCAUACGUUGGCAGAGCCCUGGACUUUUGACACCCCAGGAAGUGUACCCAACCAUUUCAUUCGGCCCAUUCUGCACCACAAAGAUGGGAGAGUGAUCAUCAACUUUGCACGCCGACUAUUCACCGGCUAUGGUAGGGAUAAACGCAGCGCAGAGCUGCCGCCAAUUAGUGAGGCGCAGGCCGAAGCACUCGAUGUCAUCGAGUUCACUGCGCAUCGCUUCAAGACCUCUAUGAAGCUCCAAAAGGGAGAUGUUCAGCUCCAGAACAACUUUGCCACAAUCCAUGGACGUAAUGGCUUUGUGGACAAGACAGAUCGCAAGUCUUCAGGGCGCCAUAUGCUUCGGCUAUGGGUUCGGGAUGAGCAGUAUGCAUGGCGGGUACCGGAAGCCUUGGAGACUGAAUGGGCCAGGGUAUAUGACAAGGUGGAGCCCAAGGAAGAGGAGUGGCACUCGGAACCUUCGUAUGCGAGUGCAACCGAUAGUGAAACCUCUUGUGCUUGAUUCCUACAAACGGUCGAGGUUUAUUGUAGUUUCCUUCUAU
Messenger RNA from Pseudovirgaria hyperparasitica, 1234 nucleotides. RefSeq names its product Clavaminate synthase-like protein. The transcript has 5 exons. Lineage: Eukaryota; Fungi; Ascomycota; Dothideomycetes; Acrospermales; Acrospermaceae. The record is from RefSeq and is a predicted model, not a curated record. Bases 1 to 1194 code for a protein of 397 amino acids. Gene Ontology annotation, molecular function: oxidoreductase activity.